Messenger RNA from Triticum turgidum subsp. durum (durum wheat), 669 nucleotides. The record is from the annotation of a GenBank genome assembly. Lineage: Eukaryota; Viridiplantae; Streptophyta; Magnoliopsida; Poales; Poaceae.
AUGGCUCCAGCUUCCGCCUCCCUCCUCCCCGCCGCCGGCUCCAAGCGCCCCUUCGCCGCCGACUCCGCCCCCGACGCUGCUGAGCAAGAGCAGCCGCUCGCGCAGGUGAACUGUGGUGACCAGGAGAGCGCGGCGACCAAGAAGAACGGCCAGAGCCAGAGCGAGCAGCAGAAGCUGGAGUGCCCGCGGUGCAGCUCCACCGACACCAAGUUCUGCUACUACAACAACUACAGCACGGCACAGCCGCGCCACUACUGCCGCACCUGCCGCCGCUACUGGACGCACGGCGGCACGCUGCGCAAGGUCCCCGUCGGCGGCGCGUGCCGCCGCGGCUCCGGCGGCAACAGCAAGCGCCGCAGGUCCUCAGCCGAGCCCCACACGCCCUCGUCCGACUCGCCGCAGCCGGACCAGGACGCGGGCCACCCCGGCCCGGACCUGCCGCUCCCGGUCUUCCCGUUCCUCACCGACGGCGCCGUCUUCCUGCCGCAGUUCGACCUCGGGCUCGGCGUGUUACCGUGGACGACACCAGCAGCCACGGACCACCUCUACGACUGGCUCGCGGCGCCGUGGGGUGGCUGUGACGGGGCGCUCGCCCCCGCCGGCGCGUGGGACGACUUCGGCGGCCUCGAGCUCACCUGGCCGCCGCCGCUGCCGCCUGCCGGGAACUGA